GGCAGUAAUGUCGUCGUCUAAUUUAGAAGCACCUCCAUUAAUGCGAAAAUUAUUAAUUGGACAAUUAUUUCAUAAUAUUGAUAAAUUGCCAAUAUAUAAUUCAAUUCGACAAAUUUGGGAAAUGGAUCUCCUUAACAACAACAUCACUACCACCACCACCAAUAAUAAUAAUAGUGUUCUGAAGAAAUUAUCAUGGUGUAUGCUUUGGUUACAAGGUAGAAUCAUUAAAAACUAUCAAUCACCUAAUAAUAAUAAUAAUAAUAAUAAUAAUAAUAAUAAUAAUAAUAAUAAUAAUUUCAUAUUAGAUGAUGGUACAGGUGAAUUAUUAAUUAUUUAUGAAUUGGACAAAAACCAACCAGUCAAUUAUAAAGUAAAUAUUGGAGAUUAUGUUGCUGUCAUUGGUAAAUUAGUUCAACCUAAUAAAGAUAAUAAUAAUGAUUAUAAUGAUAAAAAGGAAUGUUUGAAUGGUUGGCAUAUUCUAGCUAAAAGUGUUACACAUUUAACUGAUCAUAUUAUACAACAAGAUAAUGGUGAAUUAUUUACAACAUCAUCGUCAUCAUCACAAAAGAUCAUGCCGAAUUCAGCAUUUUAUGAAUUAUCUUGGCCUUUAGAAGUUAUAGAUAUGACAUAUUCUGUAUAAAAUUGAAUAUGUUUUGUAAAUACUAUUUUUUUUAUGAUGUAAAAUAAAAAUGUUCAUAUUGA
Molecule: messenger RNA, 702 nt
Organism: Schistosoma margrebowiei
Lineage: Eukaryota; Metazoa; Platyhelminthes; Trematoda; Strigeidida; Schistosomatidae
Source: the annotation of a GenBank genome assembly